Molecule: messenger RNA, 1320 nt
Organism: Halteromyces radiatus
Lineage: Eukaryota; Fungi; Mucoromycota; Mucoromycetes; Mucorales; Cunninghamellaceae
Exons: 5
Coding region: 1-1320 (439 amino acids)
Biological process (GO): transmembrane transport
Molecular function (GO): transmembrane transporter activity
Source: RefSeq, a predicted model, not a curated record
AUGGACAAGGCUGAAUUAGGUUCUUACCAUCUCAAUUCGGUGGCGCAAAGGAUGCAAAUUACAGCGGAUAUCGCCGAUAUACUGGAACGUCAAGACUUUAUCAUCAAACUUGGGAAAUCAUUGGUACGUACUGGAGCUCCUACACAUCGCAUAGAAGCAGCCAUGGAAACAACAAGUAAACGAUUGGAAAUUGAUGGAAGUUACUUUGUAUUACCGGGAUUAAUUAUGGUUAGUUUUGGUGAUGUGGAAACUCAUACAUCAGAAACACAUUUGAUCAAAUGUUCCAAAUCCUUGGAUAUCUCAAAAUUAGCCAAAGUAAAUGAUAUUGCUCACAAGGUGGCUAAAGGGAAAAUCGAUGUAUCUGAAGCAUCUACUGAAUUGGAUGAUAUUAAGAAUUCACCUCCUACUUGGAAUGUAUGGUGGACUUUGGUUGGUUAUACUAUUUCAUCUGCCUUCAUUGCUCCACUCUUCUUUGGUGGUUCCUGGACUGAUUGUUGGGUUAGUGCAUUAUUUGGUUUAGGAGUUGGUUUGGCUACUUUUGUUUCUGAAAGAAUACCAAUGUUCGGUAACGUGUUUGAAAUGGUAGUGACGAUUGUAGUGUCAUUGAUUACAUUAGCCAUCAAUAAUCAUGUUUGUUAUUCUGCUGUGGCUUUAUCAGCAGUGGUGGUUGCGUUACCAGGAUACGCACUCACUUCUGCCGUACUAGAACUUGCAGCGAAGAAUCUAUGUAGUGGUGCAGUGCAUUUGAUUUAUGGUAUCAUGUAUGUCAUGUUUCUAGCGUUUGGUAUGGGAUAUGGUAGUACGAUCUGGUCCUUAACUCAUCCUGGUGUUGCUGUUAUCUCAAUGCAGGCAUGUUCCAAACCUGUGGAUCCCUAUUGGUAUUUCCUCAUGUUACCCUUGACUUGUUUUGGUAUCUGUAUCUGUUUCGGUGCCAACAUGCGACAAUACCCUAUCUUUACAUUCAAUGCUGGUGUAGGCUUUGUAGUUUAUUACUUUAUGAACAAACUAGUUGGUGCCAACUCCAUCAUCACUCCAAGUGUCGGUGCCUUUGCUCUAGGUUUAACUGGUAAUAUUUAUGGAAAGGUGACAAAACAACUGGCCUUUGUUCCUCUUAUGGGUGGCAUCAUCAUAUUGGUACCUGGCAGUUUAGGUGUCCGUGGUGCCGUCUCAUUAUUCGAAGAUGGUUCUAAUAACAGUGCAAGUGGCAUGUUUGCAUCUCAAAUCAUAGGUAUUGCACUUUCUAUUACCCUUGGAUUAUUCUUGGCCAAUAUGUGUGUGUAUCCAUUAGGUAGAAAACGAUCUGUAUUUUUAGGAUUUUAG